Messenger RNA from Neurospora crassa OR74A, 2868 nucleotides. RefSeq lists its product as hypothetical. Lineage: Eukaryota; Fungi; Ascomycota; Sordariomycetes; Sordariales; Sordariaceae. The transcript is spliced from 6 exons. The coding region runs from base 1191 to 2561 and encodes 456 amino acids. The record is from RefSeq and is a predicted model, not a curated record.
GGCGGUCGUGUGUAGUGUAGUGGUCACAGGGUUUGUAUACAAGAUCCCCAAUAUGCAAAACACCCUCACUCUUGCCAAGAAAUCGGGUUGUUGAAAUCGCUUACAUUAACAGGGGUUCCUACUGCAUUGCGCCGUGGCCUGUCUGCUUGUCUACCUCUACGCUAUAGUCAAGGGUGAAGACGAAAACCUAGCUGGACUAUCACGAUACCUACACGCAUGAUGUUGUCUCCUCCGGAGAUCUUCAGAUUAUCAGAUCCGCGAGCCGCCCUCUAGACUUAGCCUCCCAUGCCGCCACAGCCAUACCUCCUGCAUCAUUGAACCAAUGGUAGGGAUGGAUGAGGACUGGGUUACACAACAAUUCGUCGCUCGGGAAGGUUUUCUUGCCAAUGAGUGAAGUGCUUGUCUGGAAGACUUGGAAUAGCUGCCAUUCGUUAACGCCAGCUUCGUGGUAUCUCUGACAGACACGGUUUCAUCACGAUAAUAUCGAUUUCUCUGUCAACCUCAUCACGGAUACUGAUCAUUUUUCAGGUACUAGCCGUCUAGCUUCACAACGGGUGAUGACCAGGUCGCUGCAGUCCUCCGACACAACCAUGUCCCAAUUACCAGCCUCGGCGCUUUGAGCGGCCGGUCACAGGCCCCGUAAACUUGAUUUUGUCUUCACCGAAACGACAUUCCCGCUCUCCGGGCUUACGGCUGAAAAUACCUGCGAAUGUCACAAUAUUCUGUCAAAGCCACGUGCGAAGAGAUCUUCUAUUCGAGUACUUGGACAUUGCAGGACGCGCUAGAGCGGCUUGAAACUCUACGCAAAGUAUCAGUCCCGAACUGGGCCGGGCACAACGACCAGUACGCCAAAUCACUCCACAGGCGCUUAACGCCCUCACACUGCGUCUGUCAUAAACAAUGUCUUGGUUCUUGCCCGAGUGGCCUGGAAUAAAUAGGUUCUUAUUUCCUCCGGUAUAGCGUUCGCGAUUUUACCCUUAAUUUGUGACUGGCAUCGCUUCUUUUUUUUUUUUUUUUUUUUCUGUUAAAGUGUACUUUGUUCUAGUCUCUGUUGCAGACAUUCUCUCUUUUACCUGCUGGCAGGUUUACCUUCAUUUACACGGACAUUUCUUUCCUUCGUUCAUUACCCUGAUCAUUCUUGAACACCUUGACAUUAGUCAACCAAGUGGUGACUCUCCUCUUCCUUCAUUAUGCUUGCCUCUCUUGGUUCUAUGCUCGCGCUAGCAGCGAUUGCUAGAGCCAGUCCAUUGCUUCCCAGAGCAGUCGAUUCGCUCAACGAAGAGGCUACGGCGGAAGCCCAACAGCGGGACGACAGUGCUACCCGUGCCUCUUCCAAUGUCCAAAUCAAGACAUCGGACGGGAGAUGUCUUUCCGUUGACCAACUGUCCGGCGACUUCCGGGCAAACUUGACCCCUAUUCAGGUUGCCGACUGUGGUUCUACCGAUGGUCAGGGGUGGGAUGUUAUCACGAGCGGCAAGCAUAUCUCCGGGGACGGUGGUAUGCUCGUGGUGAGCACGUUGACACAAGCCUGCUUCAGCUACGAUCCCCGUCGGGCGGCUGGAAACCAAGUCAUUCUCUUUUCAUGCGGUGGCCGAGCUGAUGGUGGUGGCGAGGUCACUGACUCCCAGAUAUUUGCCUUUGACGGCUCACCUGGACCUCUUUUCUUCCAGCCUCAAAAUGCAAAGGACACAUGCUUCACGGUCUCGGGUGACACUAUUGACGUUGCACCAUGCAACCCGGGCGACUCUAGCCAGUCGUUCGCCUUUGGAGACGGCGCCGGUAGUGGAAACAACAAUGGAGGAGGUAACGCUGACACGGGAGGGGACACCAACACUAGGGGAAAUACCGACGCACAAGAGAGCACCACUUCACAACAGCCGACAACCUUCGCCACUCAAGUCACCACGACAGCUGAUGCUACGGCCACGGCGUCCGUCACUUCGUUCCCGAACGGCGGGUCGGGUUCAGGUCCAGGAAGCAGUUCCGGAAACGGCGGCAUUCCCACCUUCAACCCGACCGAAGCUGUACCGGUUUCGCGGGCAGGUGGUACUUUACAGUCCACAGCAGUUGCAGAGUCUCACCAGCGAGAUGAUACGGCCACCCGCACUUUCAGCAAUGUCUCGAUCCGGGCCCCCGACGGACGGUGUCUCUUUGUUGAUCCGACAGCUGGCGACUUUCGCGAGAACUUGAUCCCCAUUCAACUGGUGGAGUGUACUGGAUCCCCCAACGAGAAAUGGGACGUUCUUACCUCGGGAAAGCAUAACCAACAGGACAAAAAUGGGACACCGGCUGCUUUGAUAGUCAGCACUUUGACUCAGGGCUGUCUCAACUUUGACGGCCGCCGAGCGGCUGGUGAUACAGUCAUGCUUUUCUCCUGUGGUGGACGUGCCGCUGGUGAGGGCGAAACCAGCACCGGACAACAAUUCCCGUUCAACGGAGCAACCAGCUUUGCUCUUGCACCGGCCAGUGAGAAGGGCUCAAUUUGCCUGAUUGCUGGCGAUGAGAGGGUGGACUCAGGAGCAUGCCCCGACGAUGGAAGCCAACUGUUUUCCAUCUUUUAGAACUUGAAGGGAGGCUUUCAAGUUGGUUCAUGAUGAUCCUUGAAACCAACAGCUUCUGGGGAGAAGAGAUCAGGGGUUGUGUCCAUCGGUGACCUGCAAAGCCAGUACUGUCGCUUGCUGGAUUGUACCACUACUUUUUGUUACAUGUCUCUGAGAAUUUCCAACAGGAAUGAGUUUUGACGUUUGUUGAAGAGCAACUGCUUGGCAUUUUAUGGUUCAGAGGUUGAGCAGACACGAAACUUUGGGAAAAGUGAUGUUCAGCCUAGUGAUCAUUACCAAAUCUCCACAUGCAAACAUUGCCCUUAAA